Messenger RNA from Epinephelus lanceolatus (giant grouper), 3997 nucleotides. RefSeq names its product JunE proto-oncogene, AP-1 transcription factor subunit (gene june). NCBI's taxonomy places the organism in Eukaryota, Metazoa, Chordata, Actinopteri, Perciformes, Serranidae. Gene Ontology annotation, cellular component: transcription regulator complex. Gene Ontology annotation, biological process: regulation of cell population proliferation; regulation of transcription by RNA polymerase II; regulation of cell cycle. Gene Ontology annotation, molecular function: transcription factor binding; DNA-binding transcription factor activity, RNA polymerase II-specific; RNA polymerase II cis-regulatory region sequence-specific DNA binding. The record is from RefSeq and is a predicted model, not a curated record.
CCCGGUCUGAAGUUAACGGCUGUACCGGGAACUUUAACGUGUUUAGAGCGCGUCCUGACAGUUCAGAAGAGUUGGAUCCAAGUGUAGCAGCUUCACCACCGACAGGCACUCGUCUUCUCUUCUUCUCUUCACCUCUUCUUCCUCUCUUCGUCCUGCCUUCAUCCUCCAACCCCCAACGUCAGUGGAACGUUUCAAUCCCCUCUGAUAUUCAGGUUAAUCUGAUUAUGAAGAUAUUCUCUGAGACACCUCUUCGUCAAUGACGGCCAAGAUGGAGACUCCUUUUUACCACGAUGACUCCUCCGCUGUCCCCGCCUUUAGCCAGAUUGCAGAAUACGAGCGUUACCCCGGAAACAAGAUGCUGAUGAGUAAGAAGGCCAUGUCAGUGGUGGGCAGUCAUCACUUCCCCAGCGGUGGUGCAGCAGGAGGGAGGGGCGGGAACCACAACAACCUGGGGCUCGCUGGCAACAGCUCCCUGAUGACAUCGGCAGCACCCUCGGCGGACAUGAACCUCCUGAAGCUGGCAUCCCCCGACCUGGAGCACUUGAUCAUCCAGUCUAACCAGGGACUGGUCACCACCAGCCCUGUGUCAAACUCCACCAAUGCCUUUCUGUACCGCAACCAGGCCACCAACGAGCAAGAAGGAUUUGCUGAUGGCUUUGUGAAAGCGCUCGCUGAUCUUCACAAACAGAACCAGCUAGUGGGAGGUGGCCCCAUGUCCCCAUCUUCAUCCUCCGCCGUCUCUCUGCAGACAUCCUACCAGAGGAACCUGAUGUCCAGUGGAGACAUGCCCAUCUACACCAACCUCAGCAGCUACAACCCGGGCCAGAUGACUUACCCUGGGGGGCAGAUGGCGUACAGUAGUGGCUCAGGCCAUGGCAGCGGUGGAGCCUCUCAAAGCCACACCAGAGGCCUGGACGCCCCUCAGACAGUCCCUGAGGUGCCUCAUCCGGCGGGCGACCCUACUUCCCCGCCCUCCCUCUCUCCAAUUGACUUGGAGACACAGGAGCGAAUCAAAGCAGAACGCAAAAAGCUCCGCAACCGCAUCGCUGCGUCCAAGUGCCGCAAGCGGAAGCUGGAGCGGAUCUCGCGGCUGGAGGAGAAGGUGAAGGUCCUGAAGAACCAGAACUCAGACCUGGCCUCCACCGCUGCCAUGCUGCGGGAGCAGGUUGCCCAGCUCAAACAGAAGGUCAUGAGUCAUGUCACCAAUGGCUGCCAGAUCGCCGUCAGCUCGGCCACUGGCAAGUCUGGAGGAGGAGGGGGAGGAGCUGGCAGUGAGGACUCCAGCUGCUGAGGGGGACACAAGCUGAAUAAGCAUCUGAACACAAGCCAAGGGGCCAGGGGGCCAAGGGUUUACUUUUACGAUUUUGCCAUUUUGCUCGCAUUUGCGGUCAGAGUGAGCAGAGAUGGAGGCGUAAGAACAGAUGGAUGUUUAAUGGGAUUCGUGUAGCCCUGUAAACCGCUGUCAAUCAUCCAGCCACAGGGGGCGGAGCAUAGAGGAGAGAGAGGAGACAGAAUGAGGGAUAAAUCCCUGAUGUGCAGUUCAAAUUUGGGUAAUUUGAAUUUUGCUGUUGAUUUUUUGUCAGAGGAGAUGUUGGCAAAUUUUAUUUAAAGAGAAUGUGUGUAUGAACAGAUAUGACACAUUUACUGGACAGAUGAGUUCAAUUUACAGACAGGUCAUGACAAUAUUCUUUUUUUUUUUUGAGAUGUCAAUACAUCUCAGUAAAUAACUGGAAACAUUGGAAAUUCUUUUCCACCAUUGAUUUUAUUGUCAUUUAUAGUACAAAUAUUGUUUGAAUAAAUGACAUAUUAAAAUGAACAUUUUUACAGUGUGACAUUAAUCUUUUAUAUUUUGAAACAGCGUUGAAAACACUGCUUAUAAAAGGUUAUCCAAAUGUUCAAAUCGCAAGUACUGAUUUAAUUCAUUCAGUGUGAAGUAAUCACAUUACUGUAGGUACAGAGUAAGGACUGUAAUUUAAAUUUUCUUGUCAGAAUUUACAAUAAUCAGUUAUCAGAAGAGUGUUAAAGAGAUAAUUUGUUACUUUUUUUACUACAGUCCCACUGUGUGUUAGUGAUGGGACCAUACACACCAAGCACUAUGACACCUCUGUUUUUUACAGUAACUCUUCAUAGUUACUGUGAUAGAUCUAUGUAAUCUGAUUACAUGUCUGAAACUGAAGCCCAGCUGUGGUUCGUAAUAAUCCAGUGACUGUUUAAAAUUUUGAACUGUGUUUCUGUGUUUUCUUUGUCUAUUGUUGCUGGAAGUUAAAAGCCUUUAAAGCUGCAUUUCGAUCAGGAAGUGGUUAAAAGUUGGUUGUUUUUUUGAGCUGACUGGCUGUUUGUUCAUUUCAGUUGUUGGCUUAUGGAAACUGUUCUCACUUUCUCUGGAUCUUUCAGGAAUCAGGACUGAAGGGAAUGUUCAAUUUAAGACCUGCCAGUGACGACACCUGUAUGGUUUUAAUAUCUCAAUUUAAAAACAAGUUGUUGUUUGUUUUGUUUUUUUACUUUUCAACUACUGGUAAGAAGAGAGAAUUUCACGUUCCACUCAAUGGCAGUUUUUUUGAAAUAGUUCACGUGUUUUUGAAGCAACAGAUCUAUUACUGACAUAAACAUAAAUUAUGAUGAUGAACAAUGUCAGAUGAAGCGUUUCUUGUCUCCUUUAUUCUCAGUGCAUAACAGUAUAAGAUAUGACUAUUGAACAUUUAUCACUUUGAUUAGUUUGCAGCUUUAGAUGGAAGCCAAUUUCUGCCAGGAAUGAAGAAAAAAAAGAUUGAAUGUUAAGGGUGAUGAAAAAAAAUUAAAAACAAAAACAAACAUAUAAUCUCAUAUGUCCUAAUUUGGCCUUCCAUGAUGUUAUAUUAUAAUUUUAAUUGGGAAAAAGUCAAGAUUUAAGGGUUGUUGUAAUUCACCUUGUUUUUCUUCCUGGUUGUAAUGAGCUUUCACUGGUUAAAGAUCUUCAAAGAAAUUUAUAAAGAAAGAUUUUGUUUACUCAAAAAUUAUCUCAGUGGAAUAUCAAAUGUGUUUCACCUGCUUUGGUAAAAAUAUAUUUUUAAGAGUCAAUUUCAGGUUCAAUUACCUGAUGAAUUUGUGAAUUAUUAAUUAAUUAUUAUUAUUAUUAUUAAUUAAUUAAUUAUUUAAAGUUAAAGGUCCAACCUUUAAUCCUAAAUGUAAACAAAAUGUAUAUGAAGGAUAAUGCACUCCUAGCUGUGCUGUUAUGAAGAAUAAUGCACUCUCAAUUGUGUACAUAUAGUGCUCACUGUGGAAAUAUGCUCCUCAAGGAGGUUUCUGAGGUCCUUGAGGGGACUCGUUAGAUCUUUGAGGAGUCUGCAGAGGUCUUUGAGAGGGUUUCUGAGGUCCUGGAAAAGGAUGCAGUCCUUGAACAGGUUGAAGAGGGCCUUGGGGAGAAUGUAGAGGUUCUUGAGGGGUUUCCUGAACUCCCCGAGACGGUUAUGGAGACUUAAGCAUCAGCACUAUUGCUAGGGGUUACCUGCAGGUUAAUCUCCUGAGAUCCAAGCUUUUGUUUGGCAUGCAUUGUUAAUUUCUCACUUCUCCUGAGUAAUUUUAAGUAGGAUCUGAUAAGUAUAAGUAUAAAAAACUAAGCAUUGUCUUUGAACACUAAGUAGUUUUUGAAAAAAAAAAGUCCUCCUAUGGGGGCAUUGGUUUUAUUUUUAAUGGUCACAAGUGUGUAAUAAAUUGUAAAAAAAAAAAAGAAAAAAAAAAAAAAAAGAAAGAAAAAACCCCUGCUCAAAACAGUUAAUUUCACUGCCUGAACAUGGCUGUGUGAAAAGUGAAAAGUGAAAAUUGCAAAUAAUGCAGCAUAUCUAAAAGCAAUGUGAGUUGUUCAUUUCGUAACUGUAUGAUUUUUCUUUGCUCUCUAUUCCAAGCUUGGAAUGUCCUUUCUGUCUGUGGGAACAGUCUGUCACACCUAACUGACCUGUGCUACUCACGAUAAUACAAUAAUAAAGUCCCAAUGUCCUCAAACAAGUACUUCCUAAUUUAG